Molecule: messenger RNA, 426 nt
Organism: Lasiodiplodia theobromae
Lineage: Eukaryota; Fungi; Ascomycota; Dothideomycetes; Botryosphaeriales; Botryosphaeriaceae
Product: Glyoxalase bleomycin resistance dioxygenase protein
Exons: 2
Coding region: 1-426 (141 amino acids)
Source: RefSeq, a predicted model, not a curated record
AUGCCUCUAAGGCUAGACUUCACGUCUGGUCCUUCCCAGCAACAAGAUGAGCCCGUGCCUCCCACCAGGAGCGAGCGCACCGACGACCCGCCUCAGACAAGUGUGGCACUUCUCGAUGACGAUGACGAUGAUCCUGAGGACCCUCGCACCGCAGUUGGUCUGAUGCUGGACGACGCCUUUGACCUGAUGGACAACAUGUUCCCCAAUCGCAGGCAGGACAUCCGUGUCUGUGUUGCCCGGACUGGUGGAGAGUCGAUUGCCUAUGCCGAGCUGUCAGGCAACCAGGUCAUGCGCAAGCGUGGAAUGAACGCAACCGUCGCUCUUUACAGGCUGAUUACCGGGCUGCGCAACAACGAACAGGCACGCCAGGCGAGUUCAGAGCAGUCGACGAACGGCAUUUCUGGCAAGUACUUCCGCAUGCACUAG